Dioscorea cayenensis subsp. rotundata (Guinea yam) is the source of this 2106-nucleotide messenger RNA. RefSeq lists its product as uncharacterized. The record is from RefSeq and is a predicted model, not a curated record. The transcript is spliced from 4 exons. Bases 210 to 2054 code for a protein of 614 amino acids. Gene Ontology annotation, biological process: asymmetric cell division. NCBI's taxonomy places the organism in Eukaryota, Viridiplantae, Streptophyta, Magnoliopsida, Dioscoreales, Dioscoreaceae.
GGAUGCAGAUUUUUUUCCUCACCAUGUGUUCUCUUUAAAACUGCACUGAACAAAAACCAGUGCUUGGAAGGAAAGAAUACAAUGGAGGGCUAGGAAUGGAGAUGGAAGGAAACAAAGGAGCAAACUUUGCUCCCUUGGGAUGGAUGCAUUCUUCUUGGACAACCAGUGGUUGGGCUUUCCAAUCUUAAACAGGGGAUGCAUUUUGGAAAAUGAUUCAAGGAAUAUCAGCAGCAGAUGUUUCUUCAGAUAAAGACCAAAUUGGUUAUAUUGAAACAUCGACAACAUUGACACCAUCGGCAAUGAUGAGUUCAGAGGAGUAUGUAAGUGAUAACAGUUCUCUUUUGAGUUUGCAGCCAUGGAUUUUUAAAAGGGAGAAACAAGAGAAGAUGGAAGGGAAUGAGGGUGAUUUUCAUACAAUGGGUUAUGGACUUGAAAGAUUGGUGAACAGGUUUGGGACUGAGUUUUCUCCGAUGAGUGGAGAUAGCAUUAGAAGGCGAAGCUUGUUUAGAAGUAGGAGAACUCGUCGAUACUAUGUUAAACCUCUUACUUCGGUUGAGAACUCACUGAUCCCUCAGCUCUACAAGGAUGUUGAGGUUGAAGAAUGUAUUUUUAGUUCGCCUCCGCCUUCGCUCACUCCAACUUUGAGACCAUUCUGUAUAAGUGAUGGGAGUCGGAUUAUCAGCAAGUCAAGCUCUGGUUCUUCGUGUAUGACACUUGACAAUGUGUUGCAUAAGGAAGUUCAUGAACUUGAUUACAAGAACAGCGAGUUGACUUCCGGAGAGACGGACAAGGAUGGUGGGGCUCCCCGUCUUCCUGAACGAAGUAAACAAAAGAGAAAGAACAGGAGGGUGAAUCCAGAGCGAUCUCAGAAACAUUCUCAUUCUCGAGGUUUAUUUGAUAAAAUUUUUAUGUACUGCCUUGGGGUAAAUGUUGGUGUGAUGUUUGCUGCUCUAGCGAAUAAAAGAGAACUAGAGAAGUUGAAUGGCAUGUUGAAGUACUCAGAGAGCUUGGUUCAGGAUUUGCAAGAGGAACUUGAGAUGAAGGAUUCAGUCUUUGUAAGGGAGCUUGAGAAUGAAACCAAUGAAGCUCGAGAGCCUAAUCUGAUUUCCAAUGCCGAGAAAUCUACUGCAUCUAUCCAGAAUCAAGCCCUGCCAUCCCCUGAACCUGUGAAUGUGAUAGAAGAAGAUGAUCAACAAGCCCCAUCUGAGCUGGCAAGUGACCCGGAAGCUCUUACUAAAAUUGAAGCUGAGCUUGAAGCUGAAUUGGAGAGAUUGGAACAGAGCUUGAAUGCUUCUAGUUUGAAACAGAGAAUUCAUGAUCUUACUGAGCUUGAUCCAGAUCUCCUAGUGGACGUCGUCCAUGGGGAACUUAAAGCUGAUACGAUUGACACGGAAAGCCUGUAUGAAGCCAAAGGAGAUACUGACAGCACCUCUGCAUUUGAGACACUCGAUGUGAAUUAUGCUGUAUCACCUACAGAACUAAGUAUACGUCUUCAUGAAUUGAUUGAAGUUCGGCUUCAUGAACGCAUUGAAGAGCUCGAGAGAGCCCUGUCACAGAGCCAGCAGAAAGCCCAACUUAUGGAAACCGAGCGAGUGAGCACCAGGAUAGACUUCUCAAUCAGCGACACAGGAUCGUCUUCCAAUCAAGAAAGCCCGAGAUCAGCAGAAGCAGACAUUGCUCAAGUCCAUCCACUCUGCAUAAACUUGACCGGAGAUGCAGUCAAUGCUUAUGACGAAGCUUACGAAGAGUUCAUGCGGAUGACCGAAACAUUGCAGCUGAGUACUCCAACAACAACUAAUGCUGAUGAUGAACAGAUUGAUGAGUGUUAUGUAGAGGAAACAUUACCAGGGUUUGAUGAUGAAGCACAGACAUGGGGACACAUGUUGAAAGGUAAAAAGUAUGGUGAUGAAAUUAUAACUGAUUUAGGCAGUGAAGAGGAUGAUGUUGAGGAUGAAGAGGGAAAGGAAUUGAUUCAAAAGAUUGUAGAGAAAACUAAGAAAGGAUCCCCUGUACUGAUAAAUGCUCAAAUGAUGUUCUUUGCAUUGGAUACUUGAUAAUUACAUUGAUAAUAUAAUUAAAUAUAAGUAUCACAGAGUCAUUUCUUUU